CGCAAGACUCGUCACGACCCGCCCGCCAAGUCCAAGGUCGGGCGCGUGGCGACGCCGCCCGCCGUGGACCCUGCGGAGUUCUUCGUGCUGAUGGAGCGCUACCAGCAGUACCGCCUGACCGUGCGCGCCCUCAGGCAGCAGUUCGUGUCCGAGGUGCGGAAGAAGUUGCACGAGGCCCGAGUCGGGGUCCUGGCGGAGCGCAAGGCCCUGCAAGACGCCGCCGAGCAUCAGGAACUGAUGGCCUGGAACCAGGCAGAGAACCGGCGGCUGCACGAGCUGCGGUGCGUGGGGCAGGAGGCGGGAGGCGGGGAGGAGGCAAAAAACUUCAUCACCCGAGAGAACCUGGAGGCACGGGUGGAAGAAGCACUGGACUCCCCCCCAAAGAACUACAACUGGGCCAUCACCCGAGAGGGGCUGGUGGUCAGGCCACAGCACAGAAGCCCCUAGGGGUCCCACUGGACAGUGCUGCCUCAGGGACCGUGUGUGUAUGGGGGAAGGGCUGGGCCCAAUGUGGAAUGAAGCCGUUGGUGUUUCUUGUGAGGAGGGCUCGGCCUUUCUAGUUAGGCCUCUGCACUCACCGUUUGCUCAGAAACUCCAAACACAGUGCCCUGCUCUGCCCCUGUGCACGGUUUCAGCACAGCACCAGUGUCUGGAGUGGUUUCCAUCUCAGAGGAUUAGACUGGGUCGCAGACCCCUUGGACAGCCAGCAUCUCUCGAGCAUCAUCGAGGACAGUGAUUGGCAAGUUAUAAUCCAUGGGCUAAAUGUAAAUGUGGCCCACUACCUGUUUUUGUAAAUAAAGUUUUAUUGGAACAUCGC
Tupaia belangeri chinensis (Chinese tree shrew) is the source of this 817-nucleotide messenger RNA. RefSeq names its product mitochondrial ribosomal protein S26 (gene MRPS26). The annotation marks the transcript as partial. The record is from RefSeq and is a predicted model, not a curated record. NCBI's taxonomy places the organism in Eukaryota, Metazoa, Chordata, Mammalia, Scandentia, Tupaiidae. Gene Ontology annotation, cellular component: mitochondrial small ribosomal subunit. The transcript has 3 exons.